GCGGCCAUGGUAGGGGUGGAGGUGCAGGCAGCAAAUGAUAUUUAAGAUGCUGACUUGUAGAGCAUUCAGGCUUGGGAAGGAAAACCAUAGGAUAUCCAUUAAGCUUCACUUUCAGAAACUCAACCUUUGAGAAAGGCUAAGAAAGAGCCAGGAAAGAAAGAAAACAACAAAGUAGUGAGACCAUCAGAGUGAAAGUGUAAGGUCAGAGUUUGCUGCAGCUUUGCAGACCUCAGCUGGGCAUAUCCAGAUUCCCCCGAAGGAAGAUCCUUCCUCACCCACGCCUACAAAAAUGCUGAAAAAGACUUUUUCAGCUGUGACCUGGCUCUGCAUUUUCAUCGUGGCCUUUGUCAGCCACCCAGUGUGGCUGCAGAAGCCCCUUAAGCGUAAGACACCUGCACAGCUCAAAGUGGCCGCCUGCUGUGAGGAGGUGAAGGAGCUCAAGGCCCAAGUCGCCAACCUGAGCAGUCUGCUGAGUGAACUGAGCAAGAAGCAGGAGCAGGACUGGGUCAGUGUGGUCAUGCAGGUGAUGGAACUGGAGGGCAACACCAAGCGUAUGGAGUCGCGGCUCACAGACGCUGAGAGCAAGUACUCCGAAAUCAACAACCAGAUCGACAUCAUGCAGCUGCAGGCAGCGCAGACUGUUACUCAGACCUCAGCAGAUGCCAUCUAUGACUGCUCUUCCCUGUACCAGAAGAACUACCGCAUCUCUGGAGUGUACAAGCUUCCUCCUGAUGACUUCCUGGGCAGCCCGGAGCUAGAGGUGUUCUGUGACAUGGAGACUUCAGGCGGAGGCUGGACCAUCAUUCAGAGACGAAAGAGUGGCCUCGUUUCCUUCUACCGGGACUGGAAGCAGUACAAGCAGGGCUUUGGCAGCAUCCGUGGGGACUUCUGGCUGGGGAACGAACACAUCCACCGGCUCUCCAGACAGCCGACCCGGCUACGCGUGGAGAUGGAGGACUGGGAGGGCAACAUGCGCUACGCUGAGUACAGCCACUUUGUUCUGGGCAAUGAAUUAAACAGCUACCGCCUCUUCCUGGGGAACUACAGUGGCAACGUGGGGAAUGACGCCCUUUUCUAUCAUAAUAAUACAGCCUUCAGCACCAAGGACAAGGACAAUGACAAUUGCUUGGACAAGUGUGCACAGCUCCGCAAAGGUGGAUACUGGUACAACUGCUGCACAGAUUCCAACCUCAACGGAGUGUACUACCGCCUGGGCGAGCACAGCAAGCACCUGGACGGCAUCACCUGGUACGGCUGGCAUGGAUCUACCUACUCCCUCAAACGGGUGGAGAUGAAAAUCCGCCCAGAAGACUUCAAGCCCUAAAAGGAGGCUGCUGUGGAGCAGGCCUACAGAAAUGGAGACAGAUAGAGAUGGGGCAAGGGCAGAGAAGGAGAGGAAGAGAGUGUUAGAAAGGGUAGGGAUGGGAAAUGGCCUAUAAUCUCCAAUGAAAGAGUAAGUCUCUGAGCAGCACAGUAAAAUCACAUGUACCAUGAUGUUACAGUAAAUGGGAUGUAAUAUUUACACCCAUUGGGUCCUGCCUCAGGGGGCUUGACUGAGUAGGCUCUCUCUGCCCAUGACCCUAAUAGAGCAAUAGACUGGCUUGUCCACAUGAUUUGUCUUUGGAAAAAAAAAAAAAAUUGUGAGAUUGUUUUACCCGUUUUCUCUAAGGCUUAGGUUACAUGAGGGCAAAAAACAAAUAGAUUUGCUGAACAGAACCAAGAGGCCUUGGGUGUUAGAGAAAGGAACAAAAGAGGGUGGUGGAUAAGGCAUAUUUCUAUUUUUAAAUCCAGUGAAAUUACCUUCAGUCUACACAUUUCUUUUAAAACACAAAAACUGUUCGGCUGGAGGUGAGAUGACCCAGGCUGGACUUGCUUACAGGAAACUCCAGGGCGCUGGGCCUUGCAGUCGGACUCUCUGCACCUCCCCUGUUCGCCGCAGUCAGGGGCAGCGCUGGAAGGCAUGAGGCACCAACAGGGGGUGCACAGAGUCCCUCGUGGACAUCUGCACAAAAAUGCCUUAAAAUAGUCACAGUCAAUAUAUUUUUAUUUACUUUGUAAGAAACAAGCUCAAGGAGCUUCCGUUUUUAUCUUGUCUAUAAAAAAUGGUUGAAAAAUGAAGGUAGAUGGCGCUAUGGUUAAUAAUGCACGCUGUAUAUAAGUAUCUUGCUUUGUAAAAAUAAAAUAUUAUAGUUUUGUUUUAAAUGUUCAAAGUUUCUUUUCUUUCUACAAUAAACACUUUCAAAA
Molecule: messenger RNA, 2244 nt
Organism: Lemur catta (Ring-tailed lemur)
Lineage: Eukaryota; Metazoa; Chordata; Mammalia; Primates; Lemuridae
Gene: ANGPTL7
Product: angiopoietin like 7
Exons: 5
Coding region: 290-1324 (344 amino acids)
Source: RefSeq, a predicted model, not a curated record